Rotaria sordida is the source of this 354-nucleotide messenger RNA. The record is from the annotation of a GenBank genome assembly. Lineage: Eukaryota; Metazoa; Rotifera; Eurotatoria; Philodinida; Philodinidae.
AUGAUGCUCGUGCUUAUUACUGUCUCUCUAGUCGCCUUGUUGGACUUGAGUGAUGCACAGUGUUUUCUUACGAAAAGUGUCACUCGUACUAGUCCCUAUGGUACAAAGGAAACAUAUUGCGAAUACAAGAAAUUCCAGUUUGCGGCUGGAUGUACUUUUCAAUUGGCCUCUCCAGAAUGUAUCAAGUGUAACUGCACAAGUACGAUGAUGAACUGUUGCAUGUAUGGUCAAUCGGCUAGCAAUGUGCAUGCAGAAGGUUGCAAUGUAAUAAAUGACUUUUGUGGCAUUGUCCUAGUCGAUCCAAAGGAUCCGAAGAAACUAUGUACACCUUCUGAAUCCAUAACCAUUUUGUAG